AUGACCUGGGCUCAAUUCAAUGAGAUCUUCUACAACAAGUACUUUUCCCAAUGCUUUAGAGACCUAAAGGUUUCUGAAUUCCAAGAACUUAAGCAAGGGAAGGUGUCCGUAGUCGAGUACGAUGCUAAGUUCAUCGAGUUGGCCAGAUUCGCUCCUCAUAUGGUGGACACAGAUUAUAAGAAAGCACAAGAGUUUGAUGGAGGACUAGAUAUGGAAGUAUUUGAUCGAGUAGGCAUCUUGAAAUUGCCUACUUAUGUGGAAGUGCUUGAUAGGGCAUUGAUGAAAGAGGCCAUACCAGCAUCAAAGAAACAAGCUACAACUCCAACAACUGAAUGGAGAGAUGACAUUUAUGAUGUGUAUGGUACCCCUGAAGAACUUCAAUUAUUUACAGAUGCAAUAGAAAGAUGGGAAGAAGCAACUAUCAGUGAUUUACCUGAAUACAUGCAAGUUUGCUUCGAGGCACUCUCAAAUGUCAUGAAGGAAAUGGAGGACAAGAUAACGGCCCACGAGGGGAGAUCCUGCCACAUAUACUAUGCAAAAGAAGCAAUGAAAGGUCUAGUUAGAGCCUGCUUUGUGGAAGCAAACUGGUUUAGCACCAAGUAUAUGCCUACGAUUGAGGAGUGCUUGAGCAUUUCUGUGAUGAGCAGUGGUUAUCCUACGCUUGUUGUUCAAUCCCUUAUUGGCAUUGGAAAGAUUGCAACUAAGGAAGCCUUUGAUUGGGUGCUUAAUUUUGCAAAAUUGUGA
This is a messenger RNA of Camellia sinensis, 744 nucleotides long. The record is from RefSeq and is a predicted model, not a curated record. Lineage: Eukaryota; Viridiplantae; Streptophyta; Magnoliopsida; Ericales; Theaceae.